Molecule: messenger RNA, 342 nt
Organism: Medioppia subpectinata
Lineage: Eukaryota; Metazoa; Arthropoda; Arachnida; Sarcoptiformes; Oppiidae
Source: the annotation of a GenBank genome assembly
AAAAUACAUAAUUGUAUUAACAAAGUACACGCCAUGUUUGUUACGCUAUUAUUACUAUCAUUAUAUUUCAUUUCGGUCAUCUCAUCGGUCAGUCAACUGGACGUACCGCUAGAGAUACUAAUAAGACGUCUCGAAUCGGAUAAGGAUACCGCCGAAAAAUUAGGUGCGUUAAAAGGCAUAGAGGACUUUUUAACCAAAAGACUCUAUGUGGAUAAUAAUCUGAAGGAUUACCUAGACACAAUUAAUUUGCUGGUCGGGAUUGACACAGAGGCUAUACUAAAGGGCAAACAAGCGCUUCAUCACAGAAAAUGUUACCGAAAGAGGAUGUCGAGAUCUGCCUAA